CUCAUCAUUUUUCAUGACUCUCGUUUAGCAUAUAAAAGCAGUGGCAAACACAGAGGUCUAAAUAAAGGUGCACGACUACAGGUGAAGGACAUCACAGCUCGAGGCAGCUAUUUAAAAAAGUAAGAUCAGAGUUUUACGCAACAGAGAUUUAAAAUGCUUCUGAUAAUUCUGAUACAACUCCUGAUGAUCGCAUCAGCAAAUAGUCAGCGAGCCAAAGCUGCAGCCACAACAGGAGCCACAACAGGAGCCACAGCAGGAGCCACAACAGGACCCACAGCAGCCACAACAGGAGCCACAGCAGCCACAACAGGAGCCACAGCAGGAGCCACAGCAGGAGCCACAACAGGAGCCACAGCAGCCACAACAGGAGCCACAACAGGAGCCACAGCAGCCACAACAGGAGCCACAACAGCCACAACUGCAGCCGGAGCAGCCACGACCGUAGCAGCCACGGCUGCCACAGCUGCAACAUCUGCUGCUGCCACGACGGCAGCGGUGGUAACAACAAACUCGACGGGCACAAACACCACCAACACUGCUCCUGCUGCACAUGCUGGGAUCAUGUCCAUGGGCAGUCUGGUUGUGUGCCACUGCAGUAUUGUUCUCUACAAGCUCCUCAUCACAGUGUGACCCGGUGGUGAUGCCUUUAUCUAUUUUUAAAGAACACGGUCACUGUUACACACUCAGAAUGUAAUUUAUGUUAAAAUAUAUAAUCUAAUAAUCCUGUUGUGAAGCACUUAUAUUGAUAGGUUUUGGAAAUCUAAAUGAUCCACUGUGUCAAAAUGUCAAAAUAAAAGUUUGGUUGAACUCAGCA
Messenger RNA from Larimichthys crocea (large yellow croaker), 814 nucleotides. Its product is annotated as protein FAM71B-like. Bases 154 to 630 code for a protein of 158 amino acids. The record is from RefSeq and is a predicted model, not a curated record. The transcript is spliced from 3 exons. NCBI's taxonomy places the organism in Eukaryota, Metazoa, Chordata, Actinopteri, Sciaenidae.